AUGAACGGGAAGAACGCCGCUUACACGGCCAUAGCGCUUUCCGUGGGCGCCACGGCGAUGAUCCUUCUGAUGGCGACGCGUCUGUCAACAAAACUCGAAGAGAUCUCCGGAGAAAUCGAGCGCGACAUGUUCGAAUUCCGGGAAAUGGAAAAGCAGACCGAAGUUCACGUGCGCGUCGGUCGUUCCACAAGACGUCUGCACUUCCGUCGUCAUCGUCAAGCCACAGGCAAUUGUCAGUGUAACGGCGACAACGCCUGUCCGUCUGGUCCAGCUGGUAUACCUGGUCAAGCCGGAGAGGAUGGCACUCCAGGUUAUCCGGGUGAACGUGGAGCACCAGGGCUACGCGGAAAUGCUCUCCCUGUCGCCAUGGACCCCUCGUGGACAGUGCAGGUAAGAGCCUGCCCGAACGGCGAUCCCGGCCCACCAGGACCACCUGGACAACCAGGUCUGCCUGGAUCACCUGGACCAAAUGGAGCUGGAUGGGAGACAUCACUACCAGGUCCACCGGGACAGCCUGGACAAGCUGGAGAGCCUGGUACACCUGGUACUCCCGGCCACAAUGGACCUCCGGGUGAUCGUGGAAAUGACGGAACACUUGGUGGCAAAGGACCAACCGGCCCACCUGGACAGCCAGGAGUUCCAGGAGAAGCCGGUGUUCCUGGUGAACCUGGUGCACCGGGAAGAGACUCUCUCUCAGGAGCACCCGGAGCAAGUGGACCUGAAGGACCUCCUGGUGAGCCUGGAAGGCCUGGAACGCCUGGAUCCCCAGGACCACCUGGAGUACCAGGAAAGGACGCUCACUACUGUCCUUGCCCUGGUAGGGGUGUUGUUGGCCGAGGUGGUGCGAGCGCCAAAGAAAGUGCUGCACGCAAGAAGGUCAAGAAGGUUAAGGUCUAA
Ostertagia ostertagi is the source of this 897-nucleotide messenger RNA. NCBI's taxonomy places the organism in Eukaryota, Metazoa, Nematoda, Chromadorea, Rhabditida, Trichostrongylidae. The record is from the annotation of a GenBank genome assembly.